Arvicola amphibius (Eurasian water vole) is the source of this 5121-nucleotide messenger RNA. RefSeq names its product zinc finger protein 728-like. Gene Ontology annotation, biological process: negative regulation of transcription by RNA polymerase II. Lineage: Eukaryota; Metazoa; Chordata; Mammalia; Rodentia; Cricetidae. The transcript has a single exon. The record is from RefSeq and is a predicted model, not a curated record. Gene Ontology annotation, molecular function: DNA-binding transcription repressor activity, RNA polymerase II-specific. Bases 214 to 1488 code for a protein of 424 amino acids.
UUUGGAUGUAACAUUAUUCAAUUUGAAAAUAUAGCUUUGACUCAACAUUUCUGUUUUUAAAACUAAACAUAAAUUUACACAAUUUUGCUCAUUUUUUUUCAUUCAUUUCUUAACCUUAACUCACCAGGAAAAAAACACAAUACAGGCAAAGAAUGUGGUAAAACCUUUCCUUGGAACUCACAACCUAUUAGCCACCAGAAAAUUAAUUUAAGAAUGAAGCCGUAUACUAAGUGUGAAGAAUGUGGUAAGGCCUUCCAUAUUCCAUCCUUACUUUGUAUACACAAGAGAAUUCAUACAGGAGAGAAACCCUUCAAAUGUAGUGUAUGUGGCAAAGCAUUCAGAAGUCCAUCAGUAUUUUCUGGACACAAGAAGAUUCAUAUAGGAGAGAAACAAAACAAGUGUGAAGUCUGUGACAAGGCCUUCCUCAAUCCAUCACAAUUUUCUGAAUACAAGCAAAUUCAUACAGGAGUGAAAUUCUACAAUUGCGAAGUUUGUGGAAAGGUCUUUAAUCGUCCAUCACGACUUUCUUUACACAUGAGGAUUCACACAGGAGAGAAACCCUACGUGUGUGAAGUGUGCGGGAAGGCCUUCUAUGUUCCAUCACGACUUUCUAAACACAUGAGGAUUCAUACAGGAGAGAAACCCUAUGAGUGUGAAGUGUGUGGCAAGGCCUUCAUUUGUUCAUCAGUACUGUCUGUACAUAAGAGGGUUCACACAGGAGAGAAGCUGUACCAGUGUGAAGUGUGUGGCAAGGCCUUUCAUGCUUCAUCAUUGCUUUCUAAACACAGAUUGAUUCAUACAGGAGAGAAGCCCUACCAGUGUGAAGUGUGUGGCAAAGCCUUCACGUAUCCAUCAUUACUAUCUCUACACAAGAGCUGUCAUACAGAAGAGAAACCCUACAAGUGUGAAGUGUGUGGCAAAGCCUACAAUAGACCUUCAACACUUUCUGUACACAAGAGGGUUCACACUGGACAGAAACUCUACCUGUGUGAAGUGUGUGGCAAGGCCUUUCAUGUUCCAUCACAAGUGUCUGUACACAAGAGGAUUCAUUCAGGGGAGAAGCACUACAAGUGUGAAGUGUGUGGCAAAUCCUACAAUAGUCCAUCAGGACUUUAUAUACACAAGAGGAGCCAUACAGGAGAGAAACCCUACAAAUGUGAAAUAUGUGGCAAAGGCUACAAUAGUCCAUCAGGACUUUCUGUGCACAAGAAGAUUCAUACUGGACAGAAACCCUGCAAAUGUGAAGUAUGUAACAAGGCCUUCUAUGUACCAUCACAACUUUCUGAACACAGGAGAAUUCAUACAGGUGAGAAUCCCUACAAGUGUGAAGUGUGUGGCAAGGCCUUCAAUCGCCCAUCACGACUCUCUCUACACAAGAGGAUUCAUUCAGGAGAGAAACCCUUCAAGUGUAAAGUAUGUGGCAAAGCCUACAGUAGUCCCUCGGGACUUUAUUCACACAAGAAGAUUCAUACAGGAGAGAAACCCUAGAAGUGGGACGCUUGUGUCAAGGUUCCAUGCUGGAUCAUUCCUUAAAGUACAUGAGAGAAUUUAUACAGGUGAGAAAUCAUACAUGUGUGUGGCAAGGACUUCUAUGUUCCAUUAUGACUUUCUGUACACAAGAGCAUUCAUACAGGAGAGAAACCCUACAAGUGUUAAAUAUAUGGCAAUGUCUUUAAAACUUCAUGGAUUCUUUUUCAUUUAAUAAUCCAUUCUGGAAAGAAACCCUACUCUGAAGAAUAUGAAAAAGCCCUGUGUAAAAAGUCACACCUAACUCUGCACAAAUUAUCUCACACUUGGGGGAAAACCACAAGUGCAGGGAAUGUGGAAAGACUUGAGAACUGAACCACACAUUCUUAACACCAGGCUUUCCGUAUUAGAGAGAGACAUCAGGAGUGUGGGGAAUGGCAAGGUCCUCCAUGAGCCUUCUGGUCUUAAACAACAUCACAGAAUUCCUUUGUGAGAGAAACCCUAUGGACAAUGUGCCAAGAUUUUUUUGUACUUACUAAGAAGUCUUGAAUCACCUGAUCACUCAUACUGGAGAGAAAUGUCAUUAGUGUCAUCAAUUUUGAAAACAUUACAUGAGCUUUCGAGUGCUUCUCAAGACAAAGUAUUUCAAACUUCAGUGAAAUAAUACAAAUGCCAAAAUGUUCAUAAAAUGUUUUCUAUUUCUUAAAACUCUAAAAGAUCAAAAUAUAUUCUAGAUAAAAACCCUUGAGUUAGGUCGGAUAUCCUAAUGUUAAGUGGAAAAUCCAGGAAACAGAGAUAGAAAAAGGAGUAGGUAGGGUCUAGGAGAAACUGUGUAAGUUCCAAAAGAGAAAGAAGCCAGAAUAUUGCCAUUAAGUCACAGCCUUGUGGUGAUACAUAGAUUAAUAGAAAUGGGCUAAUUUAAGAUGUAAGAGCUAGCUAGGAAUAUGAGCCAUUGGCCAAACAUGUUGUAAUUAGUAUAGUUUCUGUGUGAUUAUUCAUGUCUGGGUGUCCAGGAAAUGAAAGCACAGUCUCUGUUUACAUACCUAACUCAGGAUAAAAUAACUCACACUGGGCAAAAGCCUUACAAAUAUCUACAAUGGCAAACCUCCCAACUGUACCUAAAACCUUAAGGAACAUCAAAGAAUUCAUUCUGGAGAGAAACCCUACAAGUGUGAAGAAUGUGGCAAAGCCUUUAGCACUUACACAUGACAUUCUCAACAGCAGACUAUUCAUACUGGAGAGGACGAGUAUGCCUGGAGAACCGCAAGUUCAUUCACCAGUCUUCUGGAUCUAAACAACAUCUAACAGUUCUUGUCAGAGGAGCCCUGUGAACUGUGCGCCGAGGCAUUUUUAUACAAAGAAAUUCUGAAACAGCUGAUAAUUCAUACUAGAGAGAAAUUGCACUAGUGUCGUAAAUUUUAAAAAACUGUUUCAUAAGCUUUUUGUGUUCCUCAGGACAUGGUCGUUCACACCGCAGUGAAAUGAUGCAAAAUCUAAUAUAUUCAUAAAUUUAAUAUAUUCAUAAAUUGUUUAUGCUUCUUCAGACCCUAAAAGAUAUCAAAAAUAUUCUGAUCAAAACCAUACAAAUAGCGUGAAUGUGAUAAUGCCUUUGGAGUCAUCCAGACCUUACCCAAGAUGAAAGAAUCCAUAGUACAAGAAAGCCAUAUGCUUGUGAAAAAUACAGUGAUAUAUGUUACCAUCAACCAACAUGGCCUCCUUAGUAUCUAUCCCAGACGGACACAACACAGCAGUGAAUGGUGAACCAGUGCCUUUAAGGACUCCUCUUACCUUCAACCAGUGAUCUCAACCUUCCUAAUGCUGACAUCCUUUAAUACAGUUGUGGUAUCCCCAACCAUAAAAUUGUUUUCUUUUCUACUUCAUAACCUAACAGUUUGCUGUUGUUAUGAAUCAUGGUGUAAAUAUCUUUGAACAUGAUGAGAAGAUCUUUUGACCCACAAACGAAUCGUUACCCACAGGAUAAGAACUGCUGCCAUAAACAAAGAAAAGUGUUCAUGCUAAGUAACAACCCUAGAAGUUGAGGAAUACCGAGAAGACUUUUUUUUUUUUUUUAUCAUUCAGUCCUUGUUGAGCACUGAGGAAGCCACACAUGAGAGAGUGUCUGCACAUGCAGACUCUAUAGGGUCAGGCGUUUCGCUCUUCCCAUGCCUGUGUGUGCAGCAUCCUGGUAAAGACCACUACAAAUACUAAGAUAACGGCAAGGCUUUCACCUGACUUUUUUUUUUCAGAAGUAUCCUCUGAGACUUCAUACUAGCAAGAAAAACUGUAAGCACAAACAAUGCAGAAAAACGUUGAAUAAUACUUCUAUUCUUAAUCAGUACAAAAGCCUAAAAUCCAAAUAAUGAGAAAAUUCUUCAGUAAUAUUUUAAUCUUCACUAACACGAAAGAAUACUUAUUGAGAAGCAGUAAUGCAAAUGUUGAUGUAUUAUUUGCUUCUACUUUCAACUUCACACAGCCUUGCAAUAUGUGCUAAUAUCAGUUUUGUAGAUUACUUGAUCUGAUUGGCUCAGGGACAUAUCUAUGGGUCUUUUUAUUAGUGCUAAUUGAUGUAGGAUAAUCUAGGCCAAUGAAUGGUAGUGUACACCAUACGUGUGCCCCCUUGCCCAAGAUGUCCUGGGUUAUAAAAAUGUUGCCUGAGCUCAAGCCAAAUGAAGAAGACAAAAAGUAGCGAACCCCCAUGGUUUUUAUUUCACCUGAUGCCUCCAGAUUUCUGCUGUGUUUUCCUAUCCUGGCUUCCUUGGAUGAUGGUGUGCUGCCUGGCAACUGAAAUGGUCCUCUUUCUCCCCUAAUUAUUUUUUGGUCAUGGCAUUUAUCACAAUAGAGAUCAAACAGGAUAAAGAAUAUUGCAAGACUUAAGCUCGGCGGUGGUUGCAUACCAUCCUUGGGAGGCAGAGGCAGGCAGAUCUCUGUGAGAUCGAGGUCAGCCUGGUCUACAAGAGCUAGUUCCAGGACAGGCCCCAAAGCUGCAGAGAAACCCUGUCUUGAAAAGUAAAACAAACGAGCAAACAAACAAACAAAAGAAUAUUGCAAGACUUUACCAUUUCUUAUUACCUUAGUUAACAUAGAAGGCUCCAUACCACAAAUAAUGUCACAAGGUUUUGAAGUUUCUUCAACCAUAAGUCACACUCAAACUUCACUGAAAAUGAAACUGUUGCAAAGAAUAUUACAAAGACUUUAUUGCUUUCUAUCUGCAAUUUAACACCCCCAAAAAAUCAUAUCUUGGAAGUUAAGGCCUACCAGGCCAAAAGGAGCCAAGCUGGAGUCUGCCUGGUGUUGUCAGGUUCUGUCAAGAAGGAGCAACCAAGCAGUGUUUCCUUGGGACCUAGCAACAGGUGCUGUCCGAGGUCCUGACUGUGCCUAUCCAAUGAGAGAUGAGCAUGAAAUAUCAAGUGUCAGUAAAUCAGAAGGCCUGAUUGCUAGGAGGGCAUAUAAGUUGUCUUGUUAUUAAACCAAUGAGUCUGCUGUAAACCUCCCUGACUCCCAGCGUCUGUGGUCAUUGGUGUCACACCUUUUCACCCUCUCCACUAAGGAAAGCCUUAGGACCCAGGAGUAUCUGGCCCCUGGAACAGGGGCUUCUAACAGGUGUUGAGCUUACCUGCUCAGAGUCCUUUUUUUCAUUGCUGCUGUAAUUUUUGU